AUGAAAGCCUAUCUAAAGAGUGCCGAGGGCUUUUUUGUCCUGAAUAAAAGUACCACAAUUGGGAAGCACGAGGAUUCAGACCUUGUUUUGGAGUCGGCAGACAUCGACAACCACCACGCGCUCAUUGAGUUCAACGAGGACGAGGGCAGUUUCRUUCUUCAGGACUUCAAUUCCCGCAACGGCACGUUCGUCAACGAGUGUCACAUCCAGAAYGUGGCUGUGAAGCUCAUCCCCGGGGACAUCCUGAGAUUUGGAUCCGUGGGACUGACCUACGAGCUGGUCAUUGAGAAUCCACCCCAGGUCUCCUUCCCCUGGGUGAGGGGCCCAGCAGCCUGGCCGAGGCCACAGCCGUCUCGGAUCUCCCAGCAGCCGAUCCCGUCGCCGUCGCCACCGCUCAACGUUUUCUACCAGGGCAUCCGGCCAGUGCCCCUGCAGAGGAGCUGGUCCCAGGGCUUCCCCAGGCCCUCCGUAGUCCCCCCCGCCCACCAACGGCCCGUGAGCGCCAGCGGAAAGAUGUUCUCCUUCGUGGUGGACAGCAGCCACAAGUCCCCCCUCCUCAAGCAAGUGUGGACGGGCCCCGUGGAGAUGCCGGAGCACGCCAUGCCGGAGGGCAUUCCUGGAGCCGUGCCUCCCCCGGAGAUCUUCAUGGAUCCGGACAUGGUCCAGCAGGACAAGGAUGAGAUCAUCCUGCUGCUGGGGAGAGAGAUCAGCCGCCUUGCGGAUUUUGAGAUCGAAUCCAAAUACAAAGACGCGKUGAUCGCCAACCUGCAGAACGAGGUGGCCGAGCUCAGCCAGAAGCUGUUGGACAGCGUGGCCUGCAGGCAGGGCGACAGGGGCGCCAUGCACAAGUGUCUGGAYGAGGGCGCGGACGACAAGCAGAAGGAGAUCCAGAGCUUGAAGCAGCAGAUCGAAGUCCUUCAGAARGGCUACAGCCAGAUGCUGUGCAAGACGCUGUCCGAGCGGAACUCCGAGAUCACAUCCCUGAAGAACGAGGGCGAGAACUUAAAGAGGGACCACAGCAUCACGGCAGGAAUGGUGACAUCUUUGCAGCAAGACAUCUUGGUGAGGACUGAGCAAGUUCAACAGCUGAAGGAGGAGGUGAAUCAGCUGAGGAGUCAGAACAAGGAGAAGGAGCACCAGCUCGAAGCCCUGAACUCCAGGUGCUCGGCACUGAAUGAAGAGCUAAAAAAGGAAAGUUCCCAGAAGGAGCACAGAGAAGCCCAAGAGAGAGAGUUAAAACACUGCAAAAGCCAAAUCCAAGACAUGGAGAAAGAAAUGAAGAUGCUGAGAGAGGAGCUGAGGAAGAACUGUUCGGAGCAGAGCAUGAUCUAUAAGACUCUGCGGGAAAAGAGCAAGGUGGAAGAGAAACUUCAGGAGGACUCCAGAAAGAAAUUGCUUCAGCUGCAAGAAAUGGGRAACAGAGAGAGCCUGAUUAAGGUCAAUUUGGAAAGGGCCGUCGGUCAGCUGGAGCAGUUCAGAAGCCAGAUCAUCAAGGCCACCUACGGGCGGGCGAAGCCAAGCCAGGACAAGACCAUCACCGACCAGCAGCUGAUAGAGAAGAUCACUCAGGUCACCGAGGACAACAUGAACUUCCAGCAGAAAAAGUGGACCCUGCAGAAGGAGACCCAGCUGAACAACUCCAAGCAGGAGGAGCUGGCGAAGAGCGUGGAGAAGCUGAAGGCGUCGCUGGACAGCUGCCAGGCUUGCUUGAAAAUGUCUUGCUGCAGCGGCGACCUGAAAAGGGAGGUGGACCUUCUCCAGCACCUUCAGAUGAAUCCACCUGUCCUGGGCCUCCAGAAGGUGACCCUGGACAUCUUGAGCCACUCACUGUCCUGGCUGGAGGAGACGGAGCAGCUGCUGAAGGACCUCGGCAUCCAGCUACCCAGCUCCGAAAAAGGGUUCUCUUUGUACCUGAAGUAUCUUCUGGAACAUUAUAAAAAAAUCRUGGGCCAGACCCAGGAGCUGCAGAUCAAGAUCAGCAGCUCGCAGGAAACCCACCAGUUUCUGCUGCAAGAAAAGCUGCAGGAGCAUCAGGCAGAAAAGGAGAAGCUGAACGAGGAGAAGCUGGCGCAAGAGGAGAAGCUGAAAGGCAAAAUCAGGCGGCUGGUGGAAGAGAAGACGGCCCUGGAGGAAAGCAGUGCUCAGGAGAAAGGCAGAGCCAGGGAGGCCCUGCAGGAGGAGCAGCGGAGGGUCCAGGAGCUGGAGGACCGCCUCGCCCGCCAGAAGGAGGUUUUGGAGAGCAGCAUAGCCCACGAGAAGAGGAAGGCCAAGGAGGCCCUGGAGUCGGAGCGACGGAGGGUGCAGGACCUGGAGAACCACCUGACCCAGCAGAAGGAGAUCUCAGACAACAGCAUCGCCUACGAGAUUCAGAAGGCCAAGGAGGCCUUGGAGAAGGAGAAGAGGAAGGUGCAGGACUUGGAGAACCGCCUGACCAAGCAGAAAGAGGAAAUAGAAUUAAAAGGGCAAAAAGAGAACUCUUUAAAUAAUAAAUUAAGCGAUGCACUGGCCGUGGUAGAAGAGAUUCAGCAGAUCAAGACAGCCGAAAGCCUCAGAGCAGAGAGCCUCUCCCUGAAGCUAAAUGAGUCCUUAGCCGAACUGGAAACUGCCAAGACAAAGCUGAUCAUGAUGGAGGAGCAGAUAAUACUGCAGCAACUGACGGUAAAGAGCCUGCAAGACCAGCRGGAAACUCAGAAACACGGAUUCGAAGAGGAAAUCCAAGAAUACAAGGAGCAGAUCAGACAGCACUCGCAGACGAUUGUGAGCCUCGAGGAGAGACUCCAACGAGUGACCCAACACCAUAAGAAAAUAGAAGAAGAGAUUGCAACCCUCAAGGUCAAUAACCCAGCUGAAGAGGCAGACAUGCCGGARGAGCUUCCCGUGGCCCCCCCAUUGGAGAACAGUACCAAAGAGAUGGCGUGCGACCACCUGAUAGAUGAMUUACUGGCUGCUCAGAAGGAAAUCCUGUCCCAGCAGGAGGUCAUCAUGAGGUUGAGGAAAGACCUUAACGAAGCCCAUGGCCGAAUGUCAGACCUGAGAGGGGACCUCAGCGAGAAGCAGAAGAGGGAGCUGGAGCGGCACAUGACCCUGGUCCAGCAGCAGAGCAGGGAGCUGUGCAUGCUCAAGACAAAGCUGGCGCAGAUGAGCACCCUGGUGGAGAAGAAGGACCGGGAGCUCAAGGCCCUCCGGGAGGCACUCAGGGCUUCCCAAGACAAACACAAAUUCCAGCUGAGCAUGGAGAAGGAGGAGAAAGCCAAGAACGCCACCCAGAAGUGUGACAUCUCUGUGCAGAUUGAGCCCAUGCCCAGUGUUUUCCUGAGCAGUCAAGAGGAGCAGUCUUUCAGUGACCUGGGGGCCAAGUGCARAGGCUCCCAACACGAGGAAGUCAUUCAGCGACAGAAAAAGGCCCUGUCAGAACUCCGGGCGAGGAUCAAAGAACUCGAGAAGGCCUGCUCUUCCAAUUGUAAGGACCACCUGAACGAAUCGUUCCUAGAACUAAAGACACUCAGAAUGGAGAAAAACGUCCAGAAAAUAAUAGUGGACACAAAAUCCGACCUGCCAACUCCCUCCAGAAUAGAGAUCCACGCGGACAGCCUUUCCAACUCAGACACCAGCUCCGCCCUGGAGAAGUCAGAUAAGACGGAUGUCACCGAGGCUUUGGAUCUCAGUGAAAGACUGUACCUGGACAUGAGCAGGACUCUGGGAAGCCUGAUGAACAUCAAAGACAUGUCAGGUCACGUGUCCAUGAAACACCUGUCCGCCAAAGAGAGGGAGAAGGUCAACCAGCUGCGACAAAGGGACCUGGACCUGGUGUUUGACAAGAUCACCCAGCUCAAGACCCGGCUGCAGAGGAAAGAGGAGCUGCUGAAAGGUUACGAGCAGGACGUGGAGCGGCUCAGGCAGAGCAAAGUGUCCGUCCAGAUGUACCAGUCACAGGUGGCCAAGCUGGAGGACGACAUCUACAAAGAGACGGAGGAGAAGGCCCUGCUGAAGGAGGCCCUGGAGCGCACGGAGCACCAGCUGAGCCAGGAGAAGAGGUUCAACAGGGCCAUCCGGCAGCAGAAGGUUGGAGCCAAAAAAGCUACCUCAAAGAUGGACCAAGAAAGAGAGAUGAAAAAAGAGACAUCCAGCAAACCCAGCCAGAGCCUGUUGUUUUCUAAGCCUGGUGGAAGGAACUAG
This is a messenger RNA of Urocitellus parryii (Arctic ground squirrel), 4176 nucleotides long. Lineage: Eukaryota; Metazoa; Chordata; Mammalia; Rodentia; Sciuridae. The record is from RefSeq and is a predicted model, not a curated record.